Anopheles funestus (African malaria mosquito) is the source of this 1244-nucleotide messenger RNA. RefSeq lists its product as uncharacterized. The coding region runs from base 15 to 983 and encodes 322 amino acids. Gene Ontology annotation, biological process: sensory perception of taste. Gene Ontology annotation, cellular component: membrane. The transcript has a single exon. NCBI's taxonomy places the organism in Eukaryota, Metazoa, Arthropoda, Insecta, Diptera, Culicidae. The record is from RefSeq and is a predicted model, not a curated record.
GGGACAGCAAAGACAUGAAAGUGACGACCGGACAUCAGGAGCUUUUCGGAUCGCUGUGGCGUUUUCCCAAGCGCGACGUCUUCGAUUGUGUACCGCUGCAUUACCUCAUACUCAAGAUGAGCGGCAUGGGAUGCAUAACGCCGCGGGCCGGUAUUCGUAACGGGUCCACCAUGACGACGGUACUGGAUGUUGGGCUGUUUGUGUGUAACCUUCUGGUGGCCGUGAGCAUGAUGGUUUAUGGGACGUUCAUGGCGCAGCGACACUUACAGUCACCCAUCAUGUUCAUCGGAUUGAAGCUGGUCAAUUUCACCUGUUACGCGUCAACCAUCUACGGUUUGAUCAGCUGCUUUAUUAAUCGGCACGAGAUCUGGAAAUUCUACAACGAAGCAUACGCCGUGGACGGAAUGCUGGAGACACUUGGGGAACGUACCAACUUUAGCCGCAGCUUCGUAGUGUUCCUCAUCUACUAUGGAGCGGCCAUGGGCACUUGCAUGCUGGUGAUCGGCUUUAUGUACCGCGCAAACCUGCCCUUCAUGUUGCUGCUGAAUCUGGGCUAUUCGUACUUUAGUCUCACAACUUUCCACAUCGUCAGUCUAACGUGUGUGGACGUGGUUUGGGCACGGAACGCCCGUUUAAACAAGGCAUUUGGGAAACAGUUUUCGCUGGAGGGUAGCAUUGCCGAUGGACCAACGUUGACAGUGUAUGGGCCGAAGCAGAUGGUGGUGCUGCGCCAAAUAAUGCAAACAUUUGAUAGUAUUAGUGAUCUGGCUGAUAAGGGUAGCUUUUACUAUGGCAUCCAGGUAUGCAGCCAAUGGUCGUGUUUAAGAUGGCGCAACCUAACGCCAUAUUGUGGUGUCUUUCGUUUCAGAUUAUGGUUAAUGUUGCGGGUUCGUUCGUGUAUUUACUGUUCUACACAUUUGCCUUCACGUUGGUCAUCCGGUCCGUGCUGCCGUUCGAGAGUGUGUUCGAUGCUGGGCCAAUAAUUUCAUAUCUAAUGUUUGCCUACAAUGUAUUUAUUGUGGCUUGUUUCGGUAAUGCGUUGAAGCAGCAGGUAACGUCGAUUUGAUCAAUUCAUACUUCAGCUGUUAAAAAAGUUUCUUUACUCCACUCUCUCUCUCUUUCUCUCGGUGCAUUCUUAUCAAUUACUUUACAGGGUAAAAUUACAUCACAACUGAUCGACAAAGCUAUCAAUUCGACGAAUAAUGCAGAAAUAAUUGAGAUGGUAUUGUGACGUGUCGUUGUCG